AACAAGUCUUGACUUCCAUCCCUUUCGCACACAGAAACUGUUGGCUGCCCCCGAACAAAAAUGGCGACUUUGAUGUUUUCAUCCACCCCCAGUAUCCGAAAAGCUGUGAGCAUAAUAAACAACCUUGAUGGUUCCAAGUUCCCUCUGCUUCUUUCCAGAAUCCUGCAGAAGCUACACAUGAAGGAUGAGAGGACGUUUUCAGAAGAAGAGGAGGAAAGGCUACAGUCCACGCUUUCUCUGGAAGUUACAGACCUAGAGCUGCUUCUGCAAACACUAGAGUUCUUCUUGCAACAGGCUGCGUACCAUGCAGCAAAACCUGCAGUGCUUACCCAGCAGCUUACACAGUUGGAGAUGGAAGAAGACAAGGUCACUGCUCUGGUCGAAGCCUGGACUUCCAGUGGCAGAGAUGUUUUACAGAAACUGAGGCAAAGAACCCUACUUCCUCAUCAGCUGGACACCAUCAACUGGAGAUUGAACCUUCAGAUGGCCCAGUCAACUAAGACCAAACAGAAGAUACCCAACGCCAUGUUGGAGCUGGGCGUGAGCAGGGAAGAGAGGGACAGCAAUCAGAAGAUCAGGAUGGAGUUUACACAUGAAGAGUUGUACCAGUUCUAUAACCAGUUGGAGACAAUACAAAAACAGCUUGACGGUCUAAGUUGAUCUCAAGUAGUUCCAAGGGUGUCUGCUUCUUCGUGCCAAAUGUUAUUGACCUUGUUCUGUUGGAGAAUGCCUCUUGAGCCACUUUUUCAAGAAUUUAAACAUUCCUGUUGAUGUACAUUGUAGGUCAUUCAAUGCGAUAGUGUUGAUAUGUGAUGAAAUAUAUUGUCUAUUUAAUAAAACUGUAACUCCAA
This is a messenger RNA of Mya arenaria, 851 nucleotides long. Its product is annotated as COMM domain-containing protein 10-like. Bases 61 to 660 code for a protein of 199 amino acids. The transcript has 7 exons. NCBI's taxonomy places the organism in Eukaryota, Metazoa, Mollusca, Bivalvia, Myida, Myidae. The record is from RefSeq and is a predicted model, not a curated record.